Messenger RNA from Panicum virgatum (switchgrass), 3048 nucleotides. RefSeq lists its product as uncharacterized. NCBI's taxonomy places the organism in Eukaryota, Viridiplantae, Streptophyta, Magnoliopsida, Poales, Poaceae. Gene Ontology annotation, molecular function: transcription coactivator activity. Gene Ontology annotation, biological process: positive regulation of DNA-templated transcription. The transcript is spliced from 4 exons. Gene Ontology annotation, cellular component: nucleus. The record is from RefSeq and is a predicted model, not a curated record. Bases 2141 to 2731 code for a protein of 196 amino acids.
AAGGAUGCGCCCUUGAAGUUUAUUGGCUAUCUCUUGCCAUGUGUAGAUCUUCUCCAUUAUUUUCUCUCUAAUCUUAUCCAUGAGAUCAACCACCGGAAGGUCUUUGUAAUCCUUAAUCCAAUUGUUGAAGCAUUCUGAUAUGUUAUUGUUAACAUAAUCAACUUUGCAUUAUUUGGAGAAUUUAGAUCUGCUCCAUAUCAGCUUGUGAUGAUUGUUUAGAAAGGCUAUUGCUUUAGGACAAGAAGUUGCAAUUUUCUCCAUCAAUGCAUCAUGCCUACGAGUUGUACAUGCCCAUGCACAAGGCCACAUGUACUUCAGCACCUCACCUUUGUACUUUGUUCUAAAAUUAGCCAUCAGGUGUCUAAAACACUCACGGUGCUCUACCUCACCUUUGAAUACUUUAUUGACAGCAUAUGCUAAUCCUUUACAAGCAUCAGUGUGGAUUGUUAACCCAGGUGGUAAAGUGCCAAUUGCUUUCUUCAGGUUGCCCAUGAACCAGGCCCAAUUGGCAUUUGUUUCCUUCCCAAAAAUCCCAUAUGCAACUGGAUACAUCCUGUUAUGUCCAUCAAUGGCAGUUGCUGUAGCUAAUUACCCAUUAUACUUUCCAGUCAAGUGAGUAGAAUCAAUGCCAAGAUAUGGUCUGCAUCCAGACAAAAAACCAUCAACACAUGCUUUAAUGCACACAAACAUUCUUGAAAAGUGCAUUUUUUCAUUGAUCUUCUUGCAAUCAAUCUCAACAAUGCUUCCUGGGCAAGUUUCUUCUAGAGCUGCUUUGAAUCUCCAUAACAUUGUGAAGCUCUCCUCCCAAGUACCAUGAAGAACAAGUGUGAUCAGUCAAUUUUGAGAGUUUGACCACCAUGAAUGUGUUGCCACCAUGAAGUUUCUUUGCAAAAACUCUGCAACCGCAGUUUUCAUCUCCACAUCUUGCCCUGUAUCUUUCUCUGUCACUAUGUUCAACCCUAGUCUCAAACUCAUUCUUUAUGGCAUAUGUUCUCAUAGUCGAGAUAAACUCUUCCUUAUCUCCAAACGUGUCUCCUUCCUUAAUGACUGGAUUCUCUUUAUCAUGAAUUGUGUGAGGAACAUUGUAAUCAUCUACCAUAGCAGCCUCAUUAUCAGGAACACAUUCAGUAUCAAAUUCUGGAAUAAUCCUUGUCCUCUUCCUUUUCUGCAACUCUUCUUCAAUAUUUUCUACUGGCUGUGCAUCAUGAAUAGCAGAAUCUACAUUGUUGAAGUACCUCCACUCUUCGUCUACUCCAGUUGGCUCAUCUACAUUGCAAGUUAAGAAGCUGACCAUCUGAAGUUAACUUGCAUGUCAAAUGGGGCCCUGUUACAACCCAGAAAUUUGCCCUUUGGUUGUUGUCCCAGAAAUAUCCUUCUCUAAUAAUAUCCUUCUCGAGAUCAAUGACUGCAUAUUGUUCCGAAUCAACAAUCCAUCUUAUGAUCCGACCCCGAUUGUACACCUUCUUACCAUCUCUAGUGCUGAAGUAUGAGUUGGCAUUGACCUCUAUUUUACAAGCAUUCUUUGGAUCAAUCCUACAAUAUGCAAGCCACAAACAUAUGGAACAGAUAUAAAUACCAGCAAAAUAAUUACAAAUUCGAAGAAUCCAAAGCGGGUGAGAGGGGAUUACCCUUCUGGAACUUCAGUAGCAUCCAUCCCUACUCAAAUCCACGAUUCCUUAUCCCAGCACUACAGAAUCCUUAAAAUCUAGGGUUUAUAUUUUCAAAAAAAAAGGUAGAGUUUAGACAAAGCACGAGAAGGAGAUGAACAGCAGAAAACAAGAGGGAAAGGAGAGCCUGCGGAGCUGCUGUGCCGGGGGCGCGCGCCGCUGGGAGGCACGCCGCCGCCAGCUUGGUGGUCGCGCUCCUCCCUGGGCGUGCGUGUGUUCCUCUAGGGGAUGCGUGUCUGCCUGCUUUGGGCCUGGGGUGGGCUGCGUGCGUGGGUUGGGGGUGGGUUUUGUGAUUUUCUUUUUUUUAAUCAGCAGCUAACGGAGCAGCUAACGCCAAUGCUAGAAAUCAACAACGGAACACUUUUUGGGUGGUAGUUUUCUAUACUUCGAACUUUCAAUGUAUUUUUCUAAACUUUGAACCUUUUAAUGGUAUAGAUCCAAUUUUCCCAACCAACAUCGAUCUGUCUUCUCAAAUGCUGAUGCAGGUGAGACUUGAAGGGCGGACUGACUUUUGCUGGCUUUGUGAGAAUCCACAGAAGCUGGUGGUUCCCUUCGAGAUGCGUGGUUACCAGGGUGUCUACAAUUUAGAAAGAAGGAUUUAUGAUGGGGCUGUGAGGGGCCUUACACCCAUUCAAGGUCCGCUGCCCGUCAAGUUCCCUCUUCCUGAUCCAAGAGAUGGCUUCUCUCUCAAGCCAGGAUCCCUCACAUUCAUUGAUGCUCCCAAGUCCGCGCUACAAAAGUCCCCGAGUGUUACCGCAGCCAUAGCCGGGGCUCGAGCGGCAGCUACUCAGUUCUCAAACAAGGAUCACAAUGCCGCCGCUACUAGUACUAGUCAUGUGCGAGAGCAAUGCUCAGGUAAUGGUAAUCUGCUGCCAUCUACUGCCCAGGGCCAGGGGAGCACUGCAGCCUACUCGCAGAACCCGGAUGCCGAGUCUCUGAGGCGUCCGAGACUAGAAUAUGGAUCGGAGCUUCCUUCCAAUAGGCUUGUUGCAGUGGCACUGAGGGAACUGAAGCAAUUAAGCGUGAGCGAGAGAGGAGGAGGGCAACCAGUUGGCAGAAGCUGACCAGGCCGAGGAGUAACUCGCUUCCAUCCUUGUAGUGUAAAACAAACAUACUGGUAUGCAUGUCAUGGCAUUUGGUCCAGCUUGCUAGUAUUAUGUCAGUUUCUGGGAAUGUUGGUAGAUGGUGGCAGCACGCUGUGCUUUCCUGUAGGAGCCAAGUACUUGCUGUAUUUGGGUAGAAAAUAUAGGAGUUAGGAGUAGAUAGAUGGUGAUCCCGGCAGGGGAUGGAAUGGUCUUGUGUUGUGUGGAUGUGGAUUCGGUCACUCAUGAAAAUGUUCAGCAAUUCCAGGAAUGCAGCAGGCAGGAUAGAUGGUUGUUUC